Messenger RNA from Drosophila biarmipes, 1221 nucleotides. RefSeq lists its product as uncharacterized. The coding region runs from base 15 to 1094 and encodes 359 amino acids. Lineage: Eukaryota; Metazoa; Arthropoda; Insecta; Diptera; Drosophilidae. The record is from RefSeq and is a predicted model, not a curated record. The transcript has 3 exons.
AAGCGCCCGCAGACAUGUCAUCAAACAGAAUCCGGCCGGAGUUGGCCCUGCUGCUGCUGCUGGCGGCCGCACUAAUCCCUCUGCUGCAGGCCGGGAUAGUCGGGGGUCCGGACGGGGACUCUGACUCGGAUCCGGACACCACCACCCUCGACCCCGGCCCCUAUGCGGCGGAGCAGCAGAUGGACUCGGAUUCGGACUCGGACUCGGAGACGGAGACGGAGAAGGCGCCCUCCGUUCAAGUGGAUGGCCGACGCAUCGACUGCAAAUUGACUUUCGAUGCGGCGACAAUGGACUCGUUAGGCUGCCACAAUGAGGGGGCGGUGCCGGAGGGGCGGGCGUGGCCCGGGUCCCUGUCCGGUAAUAAGCCGGCGGAGAAGCCGGUGGAAAAUCCGGACUGGCAGCGCCACUUGAAGUCCCCGGACAGCCAGCCCAUCUAUGAAUUACAAUUGGUUGUUUGGCCCAGUGACAUCGAGGACGGUGAUGACUUUAGUCCGCCGCUGGCCACCACCACCACAAGGACAACAACAAGCAGCACCACCCCGAGGACCACCAGGACCACCAGAACCACCAGCACCACCCCGAAGCCCACCCAAAUUGGGACACCUAUUGAGCAAAUAUGGCCAUUGUACGAGGAUCAAUUGGUCGUAUUUCCGCAAAUGGACUUUGAAGAGGAGAAUCUUGAUUAUUUCUUCGACGAAGUGGCACCACCCACUGCGCCGCCCACCACUGCGCCACCCACCGCCCGACCGGUGACCACGGCCCACCCCACGGGCACGCCCACACCCACGCCCAUUUACGUUGUGCAAAACUAUCACGUGAUACACCCCAACGGCACCGAGGAAUACAAAUUGGUGAUGAGCAACGGCCUGGUGAACUACAAGAAGCUGUACACCAAGGAGGUGGGUGACCAGGUGAUAAACGUGCAGGAGGGCUACAACUCAGUGCCCAUUCCCGGGCCCAGGAACCAAAUCCAGACGCAGUACUACGUCGCCGACGAGCGGGGCUACAAUGUCUACAGAAUCGAGCUCCACAGCCACCAGCCAGGGUUGCCCAAACAUUUGCAUUACAAAGCCACAGAAGCGACCGACAUGUGAGCGAGGAGGCCGGGAUUUCCAAGGGGCGGACACAGUGCUUCCCCACGCAACAAACAAAUAUUUUUUUUGCUUUUUUUUUUAAUUUAAUAACAUGAUUCUUAAUAAAUUGUAAAAUAAACAUGGGGUA